AUGCCUAAAUAUGCACAAGUGAUACAAUUAAGACUUAAAGAUUGGAAUGAGGCUAAAUUCUUGGAGGAGAAGGUAGAAUUGAGUGUCUCAAAAAAGGCUUGGUCUUACAUCUAUAUGGCUUAUAAUGAAAAUGUCAAUGAGGUUCAUACAUUGUUACAUUUAUUUGCUGAGGAUAAACCUGUCAUCUUUAAAGGAAUCUAGCAUUUCGUGCCUCAUUUUGUUGGUAUUUAUGUAGGAAAAGAUCCACAUUCAAGGAGAUUUUAAGGAGAACUUUAAAAAUGGGUUGCUCAAUAUGGAUAAGGUGCAUUUGUUGAUGUUUUGAAGAAGGGAUACGAAGACAACUUACCUAACUUUAGACACAUUUAGAUCAAUCAAAAAUAUCUAUGGUAUGAGAAAGAGGAUCGUGUAAUUCAAACUCCAGAAAAAGUGGAAGUAACAUUUACAUAAGAAACAGAAUCAGUAGAUGAAUAUGCUGUAGGGGUUUGGACAAGAUGGCUUACUGCUUUCCCGACUACUUUAGUUGAUAGAGCAGAUGUGCAUACUAUAUUUAGAUUCUCAAGCACACGAUAAUACUAAGAUAAAAGUGAAUUGGGAAAUAGAAUGUUAUCAGCAUUCCUUACAAAAGGUAAUUAUGAAUUCAGUACUUAUGAUGCAUCUAAACCAGCCAAUGCAGUUGAUGGGUAAUUGCCAUAUGACAGUAUUGAAGGAGAAUGGACUUAUGUUUAUGCAGCCUAUAAAAAUAAAUAGUUCUAUGGAAUGAUAUUGUUUAAGGAACAAUAGAAGGCUGUUCAUCUAACCUUAGAUGUAACUCAUUAGGUGCUUACUGGAUAUGCACACUUUGUAUUGGGAGCAAGUGAGUUCGGUUACAAAGCCUUCCAUGGAUGGUUUUUCGAUCCAAGAAUUUUCUUGGGUUCAGGAAGCUUCAUCAAUGAUUCCCAAAAAGUUGUUGAGAUGAUACAUAAAUUACAUCGUAAAUUGCCUGUCUCUCCACAAUAAGCUGAAGAUUUCAAAUGGCCAGUUACAAUGAUGGACACAACCAAUUGGGAGGACUUGGAUACCAAAAAGGACAAACUUAAUUAUGAAUUCACUGAUAAGGCUUAGAUAUAGUCAUACUCUUUCGGAUUUUGGUAUUAAAAUGCUGUUUUGUUGCCUGAGAUGGAAAAUGAUUUUAGAGGCUUAGUCAGAUUAACUACUAAUGGUCCAGAUACGGCUGGAGAUGAAAAAUUCAUUGGAGAUCGUACUCUUGCUGUUUUCACUAAGACUGAUCAAUUAUUGGCUAGUACAUAUACUAUAAAGGACCCUUCUUUCGAACCAGUUUCUCAUACAUUUGAUAUCAAAAAGCAUCUAUGGACCUUUGUUUACUUUGGAUACGAAAAAGGUCAGGCCAGAACCUACAUUUUGUUGCCAGAAGGACCUCAAGAUAAAGUACUUCUUGUAAAUCACAUAAUUCCUAAUUAAUUCUAUCUACACAUUGUCAAUGAUAUAGGCCAUCCUGCAUUCUGGGGUAAAAUCUAUGGAUUGAAAGUCAAUUUCGGAGAAGGAAGCUAUUUGGAAAAUCCAUUAGAACUAAUCGAUAGAUGGCCCUAUGAUCCAAAAUAACAUCAAGACAUUGAUAAGAAAGGGAAUAAGGCAUUAUCCAUUAAUUCUGCUAAAGUGUAAAAGUAGAAAUCUGAAGAGUUCAAGGAAUGAGCUUAUAAAUAACUUAUGAAAUAAUUAAAUUUAAUUAA
Molecule: messenger RNA, 1727 nt
Organism: Paramecium tetraurelia
Lineage: Eukaryota; Ciliophora; Oligohymenophorea; Peniculida; Parameciidae
Exons: 4
Cellular component (GO): nucleus
Source: RefSeq, a predicted model, not a curated record